Molecule: messenger RNA, 2838 nt
Organism: Nematostella vectensis (starlet sea anemone)
Lineage: Eukaryota; Metazoa; Cnidaria; Anthozoa; Actiniaria; Edwardsiidae
Product: protein SCAI
Exons: 18
Coding region: 38-1777 (579 amino acids)
Biological process (GO): DNA-templated transcription
Cellular component (GO): nucleus
Molecular function (GO): transcription corepressor activity
Source: RefSeq, a predicted model, not a curated record
UCGGACCCCGCGAUAACGGGACCAGCGGUAUUACAAAAUGGCGGCCGAUGUAAACGGCGAAGUAGAAACACGCAUCGAACCAAAAAAGAUUGUGAGCGAAUUUUGUCAUUUGCUGGAAAAAUCAAGACUUCUCUUUAAUUCUUUAAGAGACCUUCCCCAGUUUGGCGGAAAACACUGGCAAACUCACUUUGGAAAAACUUUUGACGUUUAUACAAGGCUAUGGAAAUUUCAGCAACAAAACAGAACUAUACUAGACGAGCAUUAUCAUUUGAAGAGAUGGCAAAUUGGGGAGAUUGCCUCAAAAAUUGGACAACUUUACUAUCACUAUUAUCUUCGCACAAGUGAGACAAAUCACCUUCAAGAGUCAUUCGCAUUUUACUCUGCCAUCCGUUCACGCGCAUACUACAGUCAAGCCAGCAAAGAAGAAAAGCCUGAUCUGAUGGUUAAAAAGCUUCGCUAUUAUGCACGCUACACUGUUGUCUGCCUUCUCCUUAACAAGAUGGAUCUGGUUAAGGAACUUGUCCAGGAAUUCACCCAUUACAUGGAGGAGUAUGUUACAGUGUAUGAUGCAGAUGAUGAUGAGGAGUGGAGACUUGUGAUAAGUGAAGUUACUGCAUUUGUACAGGCUGAUAACCUUGUCUCUGUAAUGACGCCUGAUGUUCUACCAGUCAUGUUAUCGCAUAGAACGAAGCCAUUGGAUAUUCCCAGCAUGCACACUGGCCCUCCAAGUGGAUCAAUUUUGUCGCUACAAGAAAUCAUCAUCAUUGGCAACUGUGAAAAACAGGUGAAGUUUAGUGAACUCACAUUAGACAUGUUUCGCAUGCUACAAGCCCUUGAAAGAGAACCAGAAGAGAAUCCCCCAAGAACUCUAGAAACGUCCAUGUCCAAAGAACUACCAGAAGAUAGGUCCUCCACAGAGACAUCUAUUAAUCCCAAACGACCCAACCCUCACAAAUACCUACUUUACAAGCCAACCUUUGCACAGAUUCACGUGUUCCUGUCUGUUGGAUUUAAGGAAUUGCCCACUAAUGGUGUCUUGAUGGUGUAUGUAUCGGGUGAUGCUUGUGUGGGGUCAAGUCGUCAAGGUGAUGACGGCCCUUAUGAGCAAGGUGGGGUCUUAACAUCACAGCGAAAGACUGGUAACGAAGAAGGUGGUGCUAAGCGACGACCCACGAACACUAAAGAGGCUCACUGCUUAUAUCCAGAUGAUGUGGUUCCAUUGACAAGAAAACCUCUGCUGGUAGUUGUUGAUUGUCCCUCCAGCCAUGCAUUCAAGUUCUUCCCCAAUUUGUUUGGCCAACCACUGCUGUGUCUGAUGUCCUCUUCCUCUGCUCCCGUAGCGGUAUCAGAGUUAAACCGCAAGGGGAGCUUGUUCACAAUGUUCUUGUACAGUCCCCUCGUGGCAUUCAGCUAUAUUUGCAGCAUCGCCGACCUUCGCAGUGACAUAUGGGAUAGCUGCCAGCGUCAAAUCCGCCGCAUUCUCGGCGACAUCUUACGGGUGUUCCACGACUGGUCACGUGCUGUCGACUUGACAUUCCAGAAGUUUCUAGAAGAUGACUUGAUGAAGAUGCUGAUUCUUCGCUACGUGUUCUGCUUUUACGCCAUGCACCUUCAUCGGGCAUUCAAGGGUUCCGAAUAUUACCCGAAGUGUUUUCCAAAGCUUCCAACGGAGAUCCUCAUCAAUGGUGGCGUCGAGAAACAGGUUCUUGAGCUCGCCUCCAUGUUAGAUGUGCGGAGUCUAUUCUACGAAGUCGGCGAAGCGCCGCCUUUUGAUUGAGGACGAUUCUUUUUUAUCGUCGCUGUCACCAGGUCACACUUGUAAAGCAAGUCGCGUCCCAAAAAAAUAUUAAGAAAAUGACCUAACGCAAUGUUUUAAUCACUUUUGAUUAGAAGUCAUCAAAAUUUAGACGUUUCCAACAGUGGUAGCGACUGAAAAUAGAAUCCAUAUAUAGAAUAUCUGGAAAUAGAAUUAGGUUUUACAUUUUUUUUUCGCUGCAUAGCUACUCUGUUUUUGCAUUUGUGUGCAACAUAAUGUGUAUGGUAGAUGGAAUGGGGAUGUUAUAUAUUUGGCUGAUUAUGAUGGCUCUUGUAGGGAAUUUAACACAAAACAAUCGUUCAUUGUUUUUUUUUUUCUCUUUCAAGCCAGCCCCAAAUUCGGUGCUUAAGGUUAUAUCUCUGAGUUCAGAUCUUACUAUAAUUCCAAGUUCAGAGGAAAAACCUUAAACACAAAUGUUUUUUUUUUUAAUCCGAGAUAAUUUCGGAGGGAGGCAAACAAUUUUUCCACUACAUUUUUAUAAUUGUCGUCACAUGAUUAUGACAUAAGAAUAACUUGUUACUCCCUUUUCUUAUGGUGUGUAUGCAUUAACAGGGUUAAAAAUAACUUUUUUUCAAUCUGCUAGGUUCUUCCGGCUGUUUAAAUUUGGUGGCGAAAUAAAGCCUUCAUCCCCAAAUUAUGAAAGGGGAGUACAGAAAAAAAAGUGCCGGCAAACACCAGAAAUUCUGAACCCUGAUCAAGCAGACACAUUGUAAAUAUAUUGAGCUAUAUCGAGCUAUGCUCAAGUAUCCUAGAAGCAGAGCUGGCACUGUUCUAGGAUAAGGAGAGGCUGGGAAUUUAUUGCAAAGGUUUCCAUAAUGGACCGUUUCUUUAUUCGGAGUGGUGGAAUUGAUGAAGGAAGUAUGCCAGGAAUAUUACCUCAACCGCCCUUUUCCCUCCACAGCUGUGUGCCAUGACAAAGCACAAUUGGGGGGAGUGGGUGCCUGCUGUUCCUAACAGUUGUUUCGAUUCUGAUAAAGCAAGCAUUUAUUAUUCAUUUCCAAUAAAAAUAAGGAUGGAGAGAA